Molecule: messenger RNA, 276 nt
Organism: Lodderomyces pseudojiufengensis
Lineage: Eukaryota; Fungi; Ascomycota; Pichiomycetes; Serinales; Debaryomycetaceae
Exons: 1
Coding region: 1-276 (91 amino acids)
Source: RefSeq, a predicted model, not a curated record
AUGGGUUACUCGAAGCAACAAAAACUCGCUAUAAUCAAGCAUUUAAAGUCUGAACGAGCUAAAAUAGCUAAGAAGAACGAAGACCACUUGAAUAGAAUAUCACAACAAACAUAUCAGAAAGUGAUACGACGGAUGAAUGGUGUUAGUGUGACAUUAUUAGAUAUUAAAUUGAAAGAUGUUUUAAAUAUUGAAAGACUGAAAAAAUUACAAGUUAAAAGUUUGAUUGAGGAUAUACAAAACUUGAAAAAACAGAUAGUCAAUAAUCAGAAAUCAUAA